GUUUGUCUCCAUAAAACAACAAGAAGAAGAGCGCUCCGUUUCCAAGCACCAACCAGAAGCACAUCAAGACUUCUUUUUACAGUUCAUCUCCUGGGCUUUAAAAUCGAUUCUUCUGUUUUCAUGACUCGAAACAUGGUUAAGAACUAUAUUUUAUUCUAGAGAUUAUAUUUUAUCUUCUUCUCCCGAGUAAACUCCUCCGCGUCACACUACUGCAAUGGCUGAUUUUGGUUUUAAUGAACACCAUCAGCAUGAGGUGAUAAACUACAUGCGAUUUGCCCGCUCUAAACGGGCCCUUAGACUGAAGACUGUCGACUCCUGUUUUCAAGACCUAAAGGAAAGCUCAUAGAAGAGACAUACACAGUGGACGAGGUGACUGAUAUUCUAAAUGGGCUUCAGGUUUUGGUGCGUGGAGAAGUGGAGAUGGAACUCAUAAACACAGCUCACACUAACGUGCUGCUGCUGCGACAACUUUUUUCUCAGGCUGAGAAAUUCUACCUAAGGCUGCAGACAGACAUUUCAGAGCUGGAGAACAGAGAGUUGCUGGAGCAAGUAGCUGAGUUUGAGAAGACUGAUUUCAAACCCAACAUCAAGGCAAACCAGGAGACCACUAAGCCAAAAUUAGCACCGCUGAAUGAAGGAGGUGUUUCUGAACUACUACAGAGGGAAAUUUCUAGACUACAAGAGGACAAUGACAAAUUGAAAGCCAGACUGAGAACCCUGGAAUCUCGGGCCAUGUGUGCUUUAGAGGACAAAUCCAAAGCAGAGACGGCCUUGAAAGAUCUUCAAAAAAGUCAAGGAGUACAUCAGUCCGUAAUGUGUGCUCAAGAGAUUGCAAAUCUUGAAGACACAGUUGCAGCAAUGCAGGCUGACUUUGAAAAGACCCUGAAUACCAACAUUACUUCUCAGAAAGACCUGCAGGACAGCCUGGUGUCUACUAAACAUGACUUGCUUCGUGUCCAGGAGCAGCUAUCCCUUGCUGAGAAGGAACUGGAAAAGAAAUUUCAGCAGACAGCUGCGUACCGCAACUUGAAGGAGAUUCUCAAUAAAAAGAAUGAACAGAUUAAAGACCUGAGAAAGAGACUACUAAGAUAUGAAUCAGCUGAGUGAACAAGCAACCCACAGGAAACUCAUGAAGAGGUCAUAAAGAAUUUUUAAGCAUAUUUAAGCAAGCUGAAGUCUUUUUUUCUGUAAAGGGACACAUUUAAAAAAAACAGGACCAAAUUAUGAGAAACAAGAAUUUGCAAAAAUAAACUGUCAUCCCCAUUGAUGAGAUGAGCUUUUUUGGGUCUGAUACAUAAGUUACACAAUGUUGUAAGUUUUGCUGCUUUACACUAGAUUAGAAAUACUUCACUCAAACAAGAGCACAAUUGAUUGUAACACUUUAGUUGAUCACAUUCCACACUAUAAACAAUUUAUUAACUAGCACUAUUAGAUUAAUACACUACUAAUUACCUGUUUAUUAAUAGUAUAGUAGAAGUUGGGGAUUAGGAUUUGGGUAGGAUUAGGAAUGCAAAAGAUUGUACUUUGACUACGAAUGAACAGUUAUUGUCUUAAUAAUAGACAGGUAAUAAGUCAGUAGUAAAUAACAUGAAUUGUGACCUAACUAAAGUGUUACCCAAGUAACUAGUUUUUCAUUGUAGGGCUUGUUACUCAGAUGUGAUUUUUACAUGUACCUAAUUUUUACAUUGAAGAUUGUGGGCUCGCAUUACUAAGGAGAAAACAAUGUCCAGUGCUUUUUUCAUGUUUACCUGAUUAAUAUAGCUUCACUUCUGUCAGUUUCAUGUUUCUGAGUAAAAAAUAGCAAUUGAUAUGUGCA
This is a messenger RNA of Danio rerio (zebrafish), 1816 nucleotides long. NCBI's taxonomy places the organism in Eukaryota, Metazoa, Chordata, Actinopteri, Cypriniformes, Danionidae. The record is from RefSeq and is a predicted model, not a curated record.